UUUCGCAUUCUGAGCUCCUGUUGCAGCUCCCGAUUUGCCAUCCCCGAGUUCUCGUCUCUUGUCUGUCGGCAAAAUGAAGGUGGUCGCAGCUUACCUUCUAGCUCUGCUGGGUGGCAACGCCAGCCCUUCUUCUAAGGAUGUGACGGCCAUUUUGAGCUCAGUCGGAGCUGAGGCCGAUAAGGAUAAAAUUGCGUUUCUACUCAAGGAGCUAGAGAACAAGGAUAUUCUCGAGGUUAUUGCCUCCGGUAGGGAGAAAUUCGCGUCAGUCCCAUCAGGAGGUGGUGGCGGCGUCGUCGUCUCUUCUGGCGGUGGUGGUGGAGCUGCUGCUGCCAAGGUCGAAGAGGCCAAAGUAGAAGAGAAGGAGGAGGCCAAGGAAGAGUCGGAUGACGAUAUGGGAUUCGGCCUCUUCGACUAGACGAGCCUCUGCCUUUACAGUGCAAUACAUUCUUAAUGCGGCUGUUGAUAGCCUGCCUCAACUAAUUCAUUCCAUCAUAUGAAAGGUUUCAGUGCUCUACUAGACCUUCAGAUGGGUUUACGAAGGAGCUCAAGAUGAUCCAUCCAGGUUUGCGGCGUUGAGCCUGCCGUAUCAUCAUUGAGGCGCAAUUUUGACAGGAUAGUCAACGCUCAUGCGUAAUGUAGAAUUGGAGUUGGAGUAUGUGAUCGACAGGUCAAUUUGAAAUACAAAUGCGUGGUGAGGUCGACCUCACCAUGAAAGAUAUCUGUCUUUCAUCAAACCUGUCUAAAGCGUGACUUAUCUAUAUACCAUAUACGAUCCGGUGGGAACGUCCGCAAGGCAUCAAACUGGAUCGGAGUUCAUGUGUCUAUGCCAAGAAUCC
This is a messenger RNA of Marchantia polymorpha subsp. ruderalis, 836 nucleotides long. The record is from the annotation of a GenBank genome assembly. Lineage: Eukaryota; Viridiplantae; Streptophyta; Marchantiopsida; Marchantiales; Marchantiaceae.